Phasianus colchicus (ring-necked pheasant) is the source of this 4604-nucleotide messenger RNA. It is a transcript of the gene WWTR1, whose product is annotated as WW domain containing transcription regulator 1. Gene Ontology annotation, cellular component: nucleus; cytoplasm. The record is from RefSeq and is a predicted model, not a curated record. Gene Ontology annotation, biological process: hippo signaling; positive regulation of transcription by RNA polymerase II. Gene Ontology annotation, molecular function: transcription coactivator activity; protein binding. NCBI's taxonomy places the organism in Eukaryota, Metazoa, Chordata, Aves, Galliformes, Phasianidae.
CGCCCCGCCGUCGGGACCGACGGGGGGGAAAAUGAAUCCCGCGCCCGCGGCCCCGCCGCCGGGGCAGCAGGUGAUCCACGUCACGCAGGACCUGGACACGGAGCUCGAGGCGCUCUUCAACGCGGUCAUGAACCCCCGGCCUAGCUCCUGGCGGAAGAAAAUCCUGCCCGAGUCUUUCUUCAAGGAGCCCGACUCGGGCUCGCACUCGCGCCAGUCCAGCACAGACUCGGGUGGCCCCCCGCCGCGGCCCGCCGCCGCGCAACACGUCCGCUCGCACUCCUCGCCCGCCUCGCUCGUGGGCUCGGCCGCCGCGCCUCAGCACGGGCACCUCCGGCAGCGCUCCUACGACGUGACGGACGAACUGCCGCUGCCGCCCGGCUGGGAGAUGGCGCUCACGCACACGGGACAGCGUUACUUCCUCAAUCACAUAGAAAAAAUAACAACAUGGCAAGAUCCUCGAAAAACUAUGAAUCAACCACUGAAUCACAUGAGCCACCAUCCUGCAGCUACUUCCACGCCAGUACCACAGAGGUCUAUGGCAAUGUCUCAGCCAAAUCUCGUUAUGAAUCACCAGCACCAAAUAACAGGCAGCACAUCCAUCUCACAGCAAAGCUGUCCUUCCCAGGCUCCGCAGCCAGGUCUGCUGAGCAUGCCCAGUGCACUGACUGCGCAGCAGCAGCAGCAGCAGAAGUUGAGGCUCCAGCGAAUCCAAAUGGAGAGGGAACGAAUUAGGAUGCGCCAGGAGGAGCUAAUGCGACAGGAAGCUGCAUUGUGCAGGCAGCUUCCCAUGGACUCUGAAAACAUGACUGCAGUUCAGACAGCCAUGAGCACAGCUGCCAUGACCCAAGAUAUGAGAUCUAUUACAAACAAUGGAUCUGAUCCUUUCUUGAACAGUGGGCCAUACCAUUCCAGGGAACAGAGUACAGACAGUGGCUUGGGAUUAGGAUGCUACAGUAUACCAACGACACCUGAAGAUUUCCUCAGCAACGUAGAUGAGAUGGAUACAGGAGAGACUGUAGCACAAACAACAAUGAACAUAAAUGCACAACAAGCGCGCUUCCCUGAUUUCCUCGACUGUCUUCCAGGAACAAAUGUUGAUCUUGGGACUUUGGAGUCAGAAGACUUAAUCCCUAUUCUCAAUGAUGUGGAGUCUGUACUCAGCAAAAAUGAGCCCUUCCUUACAUGGCUGUAGUCACCCAUUCUCUAAUGCUGAUUCAGUGUGAAAUGCAAUUCAGCAUUUAUUUUUCCUCUUUAGAUAGAGACAAAAUAUCUGAAAAUUCUGAGAGAUCACUGCCUUAGUGACUUUUGUUAUGUCAUCUUUAUGGUUGGUUUAAUCUCUGCCUGGAUUUGACUGACACUAACUUAAAUAUGAAAUACAUAUAGAGAUAUACAUAUAUAAAUAUAUAUUUCUUCCUCUUUUAGAAAAUAUACACUACGCAUUUUCCUUUUCAGAUCAGGCAGAAAUGUUUCACUCUAAGGACAGAAACUGAAUGAUGUUUGUGUAUGCCUGUGACUGGUCUUCUAGGUAUUGAUUAACAUCACAAACUCUUAAUGAAUCACAGAGGCUGACUCCUAGGUCACUUGGUUCACAGACUCUGCACAGCAUCAGACCAUGCAAGCAGUUUUAUUACUGCGUUUAUGACAAUAGUAUCAGAGGCUUUUUUUAUCAACUUACUUAAGCUUUAAAAAUCUUUUUUUAAUUAUUAUUAGGAAAACUGUACUGUAUGGAAUAUAGAUUAAAUCUGAUCUAUAUCAGCCAUAAUAAUUUUCAUAUAUUUGUAAAGGCACAAGAAGUACUAUUGCCAUUUCUUUUUUCUUUUUUUUUUCCCCAGUAUAUUACUGUAUAGUUUCCAGAUAAUAACUAUGCUUAAUUUUUGAAAGUACCAGUAUUGUUUAGCAACAGUUUCAUACUGCUACAGUGUUGUAAAACAAUCCAACUGGUACUAACUGCUGCCUUUUUAAAAUAAAACAGUGUAUUACAGACCAGCAAUUUUUUAGUAGAUCUUAGAUUUUGAUGUUUAUUAUAUUAAGCAUUACAAUUUUGUAAUGUAACAGAUGAACAAACAGUUUGUCCUAUAUAAUAAUACAUGGUAAUUAAAUGCAAAAAUGUGCUGUUGAGGUCAGGACAGAAAAACGUGUCACAACCUGGUAAUAUCAUAUGUAGUGUGAAAAAAACGCUUGUAGUACUGUUUUUAGUAAUGUUUUUAACUGACAAUGUCAAACUGUACAUGUAGUUCUAUACAUGAAAAAAAAGAUGUUAUCUUUAUCAGGGCAAAACUAAGCAGUGUUAUUACUGUUCUGGUAAGGCUGCACCGUUCUUAAGUCUGUCACUUACUGUAAUCAGUGUACAGAACACACAGCAUAAUGUUUUUGCACUCCUACAUAUUGUAUUCCCUACAAAUGCUUCUUUUUCAGAGGUUUGGGACUGAAUAGGCAUCAAGGAUGUUAAGCAUACACUUCCCCUGAAAUGCAAAUGAAGUCCUAAAAUUCUUAAAUAUUUUGAAAUUAUAUUAUUUAUGAUCUAUGAAUUUAUGCCUUAAAUAUUGAAAAAUAUGUAUUUUUAUGAAAGGCACUAAAACUUUUCUCUGAGCUUAAUCCAGGCUAUGCAGAGAGAGGAAGAGGUAUGGCACUCAGUGUAAAUGGCUCUUGUUCAAUUUAAUGAUACUUAGUAAGAUCUUACCAAUGCGCUGUAAUAUUGAUCACUGAAGACUUUUUCCAUCUGGUCGCAUGAAUGUAGGUGUAAAGGUCAGAGAUUAAGUUACAGGAACAUGAGAAGGUUUGGGAGUCAAAUGAUUAUGUGACAAAAUUUGAUCCUUAGUGGGAAGGGUCACUGCAGACUGCGAUAUACAGAAGGUGAGUCACUGGUGUUCAGCAGAAGACGUGGUGGAAGAACUGAUGCAGUAAACUGCCCUGUGAAUGACACACAGCUGGUGUGCAGUAUAUGAAAGGUGGAAACUGAAAUGCACACACCAAAAGUUGGAACAGGAGAGGGAAGGCAAAGACCUACAGUCAUGAAGUUGUACUACAGAGGGAAAAGCAGCUCUUCUUGUAUUUUCUCUUUUUAAUAUAAAGCGAGAUGUGACAGCAGAAUUGUGUCUGCACAGAGUAUAAUUACUGAAUUGUCACUACUUUUCUUUUUCUUUUUUUUUUUUGGAAGGGAGGGGAGGGAUAUUUUCUGUUUAUUUGUUUCUUUUUGGUUUUGCUUUGUUUUUAAUGUUAGCUGGCAUGUCCAGGGAAGAGAAAUUCCUUUCCAACAAACAAGGGACCGGGCUGGGCCAAGCAGCAUUACUGUAAUUAUGAAUAGCCUCUCUCUUUUAAGGAUCUCUUCAGGGUGUCAGCCUCAAGACAAAUGGAUGUCCUCAGGCUUCGUUCUGUAUUGACACACCUGAUGGCAUGGUAAAGGGAGAUUUUUGGCACCUGACUUGUAGGCCACUCUCCAGUGCUGCAUUGUGGCCUGACAGACUGCAGGCCGUCAGGGCUGGAAUAAUUCACAGUGUCUGCAGAGCUGUGUUCUCAUGGGAUUCCCUUGCUAUGGCACAUCAUUGGGUCAUGUUUAGAAAAUACAGUUUGUCCAUCUGCCAGUACCAGUGUCAAUUUGGGUCAUAGUGCAUCACAUUCCAAGCAGGUCCAGUGUUCGGCUGAUGCAGAGUAGGCAGCCAGUGCUGUUUGGCUGCACUGGUUUUCAGUAGCUGGAGAUGGCAGCUCUUGCAUGAGAACUGAUACCAUUUUCUGGUGCAGUCUGAUGUUAUGCAAAAUUAGAGAGCUUAAGAGCAGCUUGCUUUGUCAGCCGUGUUUUGGGUGGUUGUGUGUCAGGGUUCAAAGGGGUUAAAAAGGCAAAAAAUCUGAAAUACGUUUCCAUAUUACUUCCUAUUGAUAAAAUCACAGUUGGAAAAGGGAGGUGCUAUUACCUGAAAAACUGCUGUCAGUGUAAAGCAGUGACCAAAAUCUUAGGUCAGAUCUUUACUCAGUUGUGAUCAAAUCAUAGUUAAGGUAGAAGUGACGGUUUACACUGUCAGCUUUUCUUCCUAGUAAUGGAGAUUACAGCUCAUGGGAGUACUGCCAGGAUGUCAUGGGGAGCGAGGGGGAAGGGGGGGCGGUUUUGCCUAUUUGAAAAUGAAUGUUUUGGAGUGGAAAGAGAGGAUUAAAAUGUCUGUUUUAAGCAGAAAAACAGGGAUGUUCAGGUAAACUUGUUUUCUGUUAUACUGCAUCCCUGUACGUGCUAACACUUUAACUUUUUUAUUUACCUAUUCAUUUUGUUAAAUGAUGUGAGCAUUUGGUUUUAAUUUAGAGUACGUUGCAGCAGACCAUAUGUAUCAGAAGCACACAGAUCAACCUGUUGUAUCAGGGCUUUGAUUCUGUGCUUUUUAAGAUGUUUUUCUCUGAUCUCGUACAUGAAAAAAUACAUACAUGAAUUGAAACGUUUUGGAUGCAUAUCCGUGCUUCUUUUGUUUAUUUAUUUAUUUUUUUCCCCUUUGGAGGGUUUUGCUCUGUGCUUUCCAGAGAUCCAUGCUUGGAAUAAAGGUAAAGAUCUGUUCUGUGAAAAAGGCAUACACUUUUAAUUCAGUGAUUGGCUCCAUGCAAAAUAAAAGCAUUUUACGUUUACA